Bradysia coprophila is the source of this 4166-nucleotide messenger RNA. RefSeq names its product LIM domain-containing protein jub (gene jub). The record is from RefSeq and is a predicted model, not a curated record. Gene Ontology annotation, cellular component: nucleus; adherens junction; P-body. Gene Ontology annotation, molecular function: transcription corepressor activity. Gene Ontology annotation, biological process: regulation of DNA-templated transcription; negative regulation of hippo signaling; response to hypoxia. NCBI's taxonomy places the organism in Eukaryota, Metazoa, Arthropoda, Insecta, Diptera, Sciaridae.
AAGUCUUGACACCUUUCAGUAGUAGUGUCUUAUGUUUCAUAGUUUCUUGUUAAAAUAAAAAAAAAUCUUAAAUUUAAAAAGAUUAUUAGUCUCUGUGAGUUGCCUAGCAUACGAAUGAACCGUGCAAUCGUAAAUAUAGUCUUUGAUACAUCGUGAUAAUACAAACGUUCCGUUCGAAAGAAUUCGCAAUUAAUUCAUGUUAGUGCGUCAAAUAAAGACAAUUCAAUUUGCCUUUUUUUUCGUGAGAACUCAUCGGAUUUUUCGUAAGCUUAACAGUGAAAAAUAGCGGAAACCAUGCAACUUCAACGAAUUAACCUAGUGAUUUUAUUAAAUUAUCUGUGAUAAAUGAGUCGAACAAUUUGCCAAUAACCGUUUUGACUGUGACUGAAUAGCAUUUAUUGAAUAAAAGUCUUCGUAACUUCGGUUUUUAUUCGCCAACAAUUUUAGAUAAAUAGUUUUGACAACACUUCCGAAGAUCAAUCGACUAUUUUUUAUGUCUUCCUGCAACUGAAACGCACCACAAAACGGCCAUGUCAAAUCAUUCCCAAUCCCAACCGGAUCCGAAUUAUUUACUGCGAUUGCAAAACCUUCGCAUCGAUGACUCAAAUCGUACAAGGUCAAUGAACAUACCCUCCGAACCAGCGGACCUUAUCGAAACGAUAACGAGAGACGGUCAACAGCACAUAAACACACGCAAAUAUGUACCUUUCGACAGAAAUAACAUAAUUUCGGCAUCAAAAUUCAAUAAUUCCAAAGCCACCGACGCAUUUGCUUCGGCAAAACAGAGUGUACCGCUAGGAUCGGUAUACUUGGGCACAAAUAGUCCAACCCAUUCGCUAAGCGGUUCGUCGCAUUCGGAAAGCCCGAGAGCCAGUUUAAUUGGUGGUAUUGGCAACCAUGACGCAAGGACUGCACCGCUAAUUUACGAGAACAUUGAAUAUUGUACUUACACAACACCACCAUUAGACAACACAUAUUAUGGUAGUUUUGAGUCGACCAAUCGGAGGGCACAGCCACAAGUACCUACAAAUGGUUUGCAACAAUCAACCGGUCGUUAUGCCCAUACGCCACAGCCCGAUCCGGAUCCAACGCCAAUUUACGAAAAUCUGCAAUCCAUCACCGGACAACGAGCCCAGCCUCAAGUGACGGCAUCAAGGAAAACGAUCCAGUAUGGCAGCGACAGUAUCGGCGGGUAUGUUCCACCAAACAUUCAGACAGAGUCGCCAUACCGAGUUAUGGCACCCGCUAUUCCAGUUAAAAGAAACAAUGGUAGCACAGCACAUUCCCAGGGUUUGAACACAACUCCGAAAGUACAACCAAUGACUGCUCGUGCGUCUGUACAGCAGCAGUCCCCGCGACAUAAUCAAAUUCAAGUAAAGCCAAACAUUCCAGACGUUAAGCAAAAGCCCGCUGCUUACGAUUAUCAUCUUCCGCCAAAGUAUUCGUCAUAUUUGCCCUCAUACGAACAGAAACCUCAGCUGACAAUACCGACAAAUGUCUCAAUGAAUCCGAAUUACAUUGAUGACAUCGGAUCCGAUUACGUUUGUAUGACAGCUAAUCAAAAACCACCAGCCCUCGUAUACGCCCAGAAGGCGGUUACAACCACUAUUGCAACAUCUUCGUCUGUCGGAAGUCCAAAGCACAUAUCGUCCACAGCACCAACCGAUGCAUCAUCCCAUCAGCAGCGCCAGUCACAAGAUAUUGUUUUACCGUCAGUAUCACCAACACCAUCGCAAAUUAGCUCGGAAAGUGGAUCUGGAAAGCACAAAAUGUUGACGAAAAAUCUGCUACCUUACAACGUAACGCCUCCUCGUCCUGCUGGUCCAACCGAAGCGCAAUUAAAAGUCGAAGAAUUGACGCGCCAGUUGGAAGAAGAAAUGGAGCGGAACGAGGAACAAGGAGAGUAUUUCGGUAUUUGUCAUACGUGUGGUGAUAAAGUGACUGGUGCCGGUGCUGCUUGUCAGGCCAUGGGUAAUUUGUACCAUACAAAUUGCUUUAUUUGCUGUUCGUGUUCCCGGGCGUUGAGAGGCAAGGCAUUUUACAAUGUGCACGGAAAAGUUUAUUGCGAAGAAGAUUAUAUGUAUUCUGGAUUUCAACAAACAGCCGAGAAGUGCGCAAUCUGCAAUCAUUUGAUUAUGGAGAUGAUUUUACAAGCAAUGGGCAAAUCGUAUCAUCCGGGCUGUUUCCGCUGUUGUGUGUGCAAUGAAUGUUUGGAUGGAGUUCCGUUCACUGUGGACGUCGACAAUAAAAUUUAUUGUGUCAACGACUAUCACAGUAUGUUUGCCCCCAAAUGUGCUUGCUGUGGAACAGGAAUAACUCCAGUUGAAGGUACCGAAGAAACGGUGCGCGUGGUGUCAAUGGAUAAAGACUUUCACGUCGAUUGUUAUAUUUGCGAAGAGUGUGGCAUGCAACUGACUGACGAAUCGGAUAAAAGAUGUUAUCCGUACGAGGGCCGAUUAAUGUGCCGUUCGUGUCAUUUGCAAAAGCUUGCGAUGCAAGCACCCAAUAGUCGAGUUGCCGAACCAGUUUGCGCAACGUAUCAAUACAUGGGUUAGUUUUAUGACAUAAAAUAUUUCUCCAACGAAACGAAACGAUGAAUUAGCCUCUUACCAAUAUUAGCCGGAUGUAAAUGCUUUUUAAGUCUAAGCCAAAUGAAAUCAGUUGAUUUGAUUUGUACACAUAAUUCAGCAUAUUUUAUGGUCCAACUAUUUUUCGUUUGUACCGAAUAAUUGAAGGGAUGUUUGACCUCUUUAAUGAAAAACCAAAGUUUCUUUAAAAAAACUUCUAGCUCCUCUAAGUACGAAGAUCGAGCUAGAGCACAAAUACAACGAACGAAUUAACGAAAGCACUCAUUGAGUUCACGUGGCUCCUAAACUCUGGUUCCUUCCUGUCCAUUCACUGAAUCCAUUUUCGUUACUUUUUUGGUAGAGUCAAGCCUACAUCACCUAACACUGUCUGCUUUAGGCUCUGAACAGGUCAAAUUCAGAUCGUACAAAAUUACCACUCGGUGUACUCGGCUAUUACGUCAAAGGUGGCGUGAUUUGUUUUAAGAGUUAAUGAUUAUUGCAUAUGUUACAUAUGUCGAUGCUUACGGCGGAAACGUAUUAAAGUCUCAAUAUUUAAUCAGGUUCAAUCUAAUUUGACAAUAUAAAACUUGAAUUGAUUAAAUAUGUUAAACCUCAUUACGUCUUCUCCUGCAGCACAGGCCAGUGAAACGGAAAGUUAACGAAAACAUUUCAGGCCCACUCCGAUCUACUAACGAGUCUCCUACAGGGAUCAAUCAAGUCUAUUUUUGCAUAAACUGAAUUGAACCUGUUCAAAGACUAAUUCUUUGAGCAUUUAAAGACAAAUUUUGAGAUGGCCGUGGACGAAAUCUAACGUCCGUUGGUCUCAAUCCUUCAUUUUAUUCCGUACAUAUUCGUGAAUACAAAACGCAUAGAUCGGUCCCCAAAGAACUUAUAUAGACUGAUAUUCAAUAUCCUUCUAUUAGUGUUCUUUGCCAGACCCCACGGCACUUUGAGUACCUUAUAAGAUCACAGUUUAAAAUGUGUGUCAUAUUAUUACAAUACCAGAAUCUUUUGAGUCCUAGAAUGGACCAUACCGAACGAGGGUUGGCUAAAGGAAAUGUGUAUCUCGGCUGUCACACAUCGUAGAAAAUCGAGUUGGGUUUGAAAAUGAUGAAUGAAAAUUUAAAUUACAAAUUUUUAUUGAAGCGUGCCGUGACGUACGAGUUAAAAAUCCGAAAAUUAAAGUUGUCUGGCACAACAGAUCUUAAAAAAAUAUUUUUAAAUUUGAUUCGUUAUUUUUGGCACAACAUUCUUCUGAAAUCAACUUUGAUUUUCUUCGAAGCCUCGUUAGGGUCCUUCUAGGACUCAAAAGUAAAAGUGGUAGAACAAAGGUUUUUCGUUUCGGGUAAUGCAAUAAAAUGGCACCAGUUUCAAACCGUAGACUUAUGAAUUACUCAAAGUUCCGUAGAACCUUGGUCUACUAGAUUCACUAAAUUUAAAGCGUCAUAUUGUAGCCAACUCAUUCGCUAGUUUUUGAGCCCUGCUGAAAGAUCCUGCCGAUUAUCAAACUUAAUCUAAUUCAACUAAUUCAUUUGGUUGUCAACCGUAUGACUCAUAACUCAUAACAAAUGUGAAAUAAACAAGAUGAUGAAAACAUUU